Molecule: messenger RNA, 2307 nt
Organism: Zychaea mexicana
Lineage: Eukaryota; Fungi; Mucoromycota; Mucoromycetes; Mucorales; Lichtheimiaceae
Exons: 4
Coding region: 1-2307 (768 amino acids)
Source: RefSeq, a predicted model, not a curated record
AUGUUCAGCUCCGUUCGACUGGUCCAAGAAGUUUCGAGAUCUGCUCCCUCUUCUUCUUCUUCUUCUUCUUCUUCCUCCACCACAACCUCCUCCUCCUCCUCCUCUUCUUCUUCUCCAGCACACGCCACCGUACCUGAUUCCAGCAACAACAACAACAGCAACAACAACAGCAGUAGCAGCCCUGAGGUUGUUUUGUCCGUCGAUACCAACACUCCAUCAGCAACAGACGAAUCGCCUUCUCAUGACCGCUCGUCCUUACGCCAGGAUCAUCAGCACCAGCAACAGCCUUCGCCCUCAUCACCUUUUUGGCCGCCUCAUUCCGUACAACCUAUGCCCUUUUCGUUCAACAACUAUACGCCUGCCACACCCAGCCUACCUCUCUGGAUCUCAUCGUACAGUUAUAAUAAGCCAGCUCGGGGCAUCCGAAGUUUAUUUCUCGGUAUGACCCAAUCGUCAUCGCCACAAGCUGCUAUUGCUGGUGCUCCUGCUGGUGGAACUGCUGCCAUGUCAACACCACGAACACAUACUCGGAGAAACUCGAGACACGUACGACGGUCAUCAAGGCAGAUAUACGCAACAAAGCAGCCGGGCGGCGGUGGUAGACGUGGGAGCAGGACGUGGAGUAUGGCAGCAGGAGGUCUCAAGACGGACGCCAAAGACAAGUCAAAAUCACAAAAGCUGCUAUGCUUGUGGCCGCUUCCAGUGAUUACGCGCUACACAAUCCUGAUCUCCCUGAUCGUCUCCUCACUGAACUUUUUCAACUUGCUUAACGUGACCUGCUCCUCACCAUCCUUUGUCAUCUACCGACUCGAAAUCCUGAACAUGCUCUUGUCCACGUUUCUAUUCGACUGGUCACUGCAAGGCAUUCUUUUGUUCAGCUGGAACAUCCUGGUGCUCGGGCUAUUCGAAGGUUCGCUGACGCAUAUGCUCGGAGGGACUCGACGCUUUAUGCGCGUUCUGUUCGGUAUCGUCCUCGGGGUGUUUGCUGUCCGACAAGCUCUCGGGUAUGUGUUUUCAAAGUCGACUGGGUGGGCUGUGCCGAUGCUCUUCUUUAGCAACUCGAUGCACGAGUGUAAUCAAGGUAUUGCUCCGUUUCUCUUUGCUUUGCUUGUUAUCCAAUCGCUGAGCAUCGACGACAAGUACAUUAUGAUCUACGGCACUGCCGACGAUCUCGACCAAAAAGUGACUGUCCGCAAAGUCACGCUCCAGCUCUUCAUGUGUCUUGUCAACUACACUACCAAAAACAUCCUGUGGUGGUCUCUCACUGGAUUGCUUACGGGAUUCAUCGUGGCCCAAGUGACAUACACCUGUCUCGUUACGCGCAACGCGCGACAGCAGCAGCGCGACCUGUGGGAUACGAUGAACAACAGCAGCAUCAAUAACAGCAGUGGAAAGGAUGUUAUCGAAGAGUACCAGCGCAGCAGCAAGUCGACUACGCCACUGUGGCGUCUGCUGUGGUCUGCGCUAAAAAAAGGAACAGCUGUCGUUAUGAUCACGUUACCGGUCCUGUUUAUUUUCAACAGCUACUACCAUUCUCGGGGGUCACUGGUCGAUCCUGCUACUCUGAAUCAGCUGACCAAUGAUCGAUACAUGUUUACUUUUGUUGUCAUGACUGCGCCACGUCGGGGUGAUCCGCCACUGCUGUCCAGGACCUUGUCGUCGUAUCUCGCGAACUGGCCCGUCGAUCCAGAGCCCAACUCGCUGUACAGCCGGAUACAAAUCAUGGUUUACACCCAUUUCAGCAAUCACUCCCAGUUUGAUGUUGCCAGGGAAAAGUUCUCCAACGACUUGAAGGGUCAGCGCUAUCUCAAGUGGGUGCGUGAGGAAGGCGAUCAAAUGAACCAGCGACUGCAUGUGUCCAAGGCGCUCCAGCUGGCUGCUGACAGUUUCCAGAGUACCUACAUCUCUUUGGUCGAGGACGACUUUCCUGUAUGCGGAUCCGAUGCCUGGCGGAAUAUUGAAAAUGUCAUUUACGAGGCAAACGAACAUGCCCCGGAUCACUGUGGUGUCUUUGUUGCCACUGGUGGAAGUGGUCUCUUUUUGAAGCCACAUGUUGCUCGACUGGUGUCAGAUCUUCUUGUACAAUAUAAGGAGACGCCGCCAGACAUUGUCAUCCAGCGGUGUUUGCGUGGUGAAUUGCCAGAAUGCAGUCAAUGCAAGCAGGCGCUGGUGACCAGCAAAACACUACUUAUGCACCAUAUCGGAUUCAACACAUCCACGAGCGAAGAUCGCGUAUAUACCAAGGACCAAUUCCAAUGUGGCUGGCGACAUCCAUUUAAUGGCGAUCCCGGUGUAAUCACGCUGUAG